Molecule: messenger RNA, 8527 nt
Organism: Anopheles gambiae (African malaria mosquito)
Lineage: Eukaryota; Metazoa; Arthropoda; Insecta; Diptera; Culicidae
Gene: ptc
Product: protein patched
Exons: 6
Coding region: 2393-6412 (1339 amino acids)
Biological process (GO): smoothened signaling pathway
Cellular component (GO): plasma membrane
Molecular function (GO): hedgehog receptor activity; hedgehog family protein binding; smoothened binding
Source: RefSeq, a predicted model, not a curated record
GCCGUUCGGCCGGUGCGCAACGGUGUAGGUAAGAUGGCCGACUUUUAUUUGAUCGAAAACAAUCGCGCAGUGCGGACGCAAAGCCCGAUCGCUCCGCUGCUGCUCCCCGGGUGCGAUCAGUGAGGUGUGUGAUGUUCUUUUUCGGAAACACUUCUUGUACGCAACGCGACACGACGAGGCAGAGCACCGUUUCGGAGUGUGCACUUCUGCUCGCUGUUAAAGGAUCCUGCAUUUCUGUGGAGUGUGUGUGUGACAAAUAGAGAAGAAAAAACAAGCGAAGGAUUUUAAUCGUGCAAACUUCAUUCAAAAUUCCUCCCGCGUGCGUGCUUUAGAUCAAACAACGUGUGUGUGAGUGUGUGCGAUCGUUUUGUACGAUCGUGUGUGCCGUGGUGACGAAACGACAGUGUGUGACGCCAAAACCAAAACACACCCGCGUCGAUCGAUCUUUGCGUGCGUGCGUGCGCGCAGAACAGGAACAGCGAGGGCGUUUAACUUGUGCCCUGUUCUUGCAUGUAUGUGUGUCUUUGUGUUUGGGUGAACUCGCGCCGUAAUUAAGUCGUACGAUAAGACAGCGCGCCGGUUUUUCCGUAGGCAGGAGGAAGGCGCACCAAUGUCAAACACAGUGUGCGGUGGGCGCUAGAUCGCAAACUGGCCUGCAAUCGCAAACAGUCGUCGGCGCGCUUCAAAGAUCGGCAGCGGAUCGUGCGGGAGAUAAACAAAUCCACCCCCCCCCCCCCCCCCCCCCCCAUUGGCGGCGUGCGUGCGUGAAACACAAGCGAUUUUUUUUACCGACGGUAAAAACGCGCUCAAACUUUUCUUCUUCUGCCAACUUCACGAUCCCUUGGUUCGCGCGUUAAGCUGGCAAAGUGCGGGAAGCUCCGAAAUUAAUCGUCACGACGAUUUUGUAACCGUGCUGUGGAGCUCUGCUGCGCCACGAUCCUUCCACGAUCGUUUAUGUUUGUGUGUUUAUGCUGCCGGGCGAGCGCGCUCUCUCUCUCUCUCCACCCCUGUAUACGCUGGGUAUGCGACCCACCAGCCAAAGCGAGACAAGUAAGACAUAAAUAACAGGAAAAACUGCAGGGCGCAAGGGCAGAGCCCACUCAACUUCGACCUUAAAGGCAGAGGGCUGCACCGGGAAGAGGCUAAGCGAAGGGGAGGAAAGUCGAACAGCCGAAAACAACAAAAAAAAAGCAUCUUUCCCUCUCGGCGGCUGCUGCUGCUAGCAAACAGAGCAAGAACGACCAGGAGAAAACAAGUGGAAAGGAGGAGGAGAGAAAGGAAAGAAACACCCGAGAAAGGCGGAAGGGCGGAAACACACACGCACCAGCUCGCAAGAAAGAGCGAAGGAGAUCGAGGGCCCAAUUUUGGGAAGAAAACAAAGUACGAAAGGUUUUUUUUUGUCUCGCUCUCUCCCGGUGUUGUGUUGUGCUGUGUGCGGGAAAAAAGGUCUUCAGUGCGUACACCAACACACGCGUGUGUCUGUGUUUGUGUGUGUGUGUGUGCAUCGCUGUGUCUGUGUGUGCGAGUUUUCCUCGAUCUUUUUUUCAGUUUUUCGGGUGUGCGUGGAUGAUCGGCACCACCGCCGAAGAAGACACACAACAGUGCGCGACAGUGUCGGUCGAUCGUCGAGUUCUCGAGUCCGUUUGUUCCGCAGUGGCUGGUGGAAGCUCCGGUGCUUCCGGCAAAACGCAGCAAAAAAAUAUCGAGUGCGUGGUUGGGGUUGCUCCCUUGCCGAGUUGUUUGACGGCUGAAGUAUCGUGUGCUCGCGGAGUAGAAAAGCCGCAUUCCGAGCAAGAAAAAGAAAAGUGUCCUGUGAGAAAGUGGUUUCCUUCCUGUGUUUGUGUGUGUUGGUGUCUUGUGGCCCUCAGCAAAAGGGCUGGUCCUUUUACGAAUAAGGCAGGUGGUUGUGCAGCUCGUGUAGCACACUAAUCAACCUCUCCAACGACGGAAUAACUCCGCGAGAUUCGGGUGUGCAGUAGUAGGCCGCGCCACAUUCCGUGAAGCUUUGUGUGCAGUGUGCAGUGUGCGGUGGAUUUCUGUGGCAGAAGAUGUGUCACUCAGCCAACAUCGGCCGUGUCGUGAUCUAUGGUUUCGAUCUAAAUUUCUCCCUACGGUCUUGCAAGCGUGCAUAGUGUGUGUGUGGGGGGGUUCGGUGAAGAAGUUGUGGGAAUCAAACCCAGGCCGCUGUCUGUCGGCAGAGCAGGUGGUGGAAUGUGAAGAAGAAAGUGAACGAAAUUCCUCGAAAGCAACAAAAAAAAAUUCCUCCCAAGAGGAACACUGCCCUCAAGUUUCGAAAAUAGUGUUUAUAGUAGGUGAACCGCACCAGCUUCCUACUCGGACGCGCGGUGCAAACUAGCUGGAUAGCAGGCAAACACGCUCAAACUCAGAAACAAUGGUGGUACCGACGAUGGAUACCCUGCCGAGGGUACCGGACACCCACGGCGACACCGUGGACGAGAAAGUAUUUUCCGACCUGUACAUCCGAACCAGCUGGUACGAUGCGACGAUAGCACUCGAUCAAAUAGAAAAGGGUAAAGCACGGGGGAGAAGGUCCUCAGUGUACAUGCGCUCCCUCUUCCAGUCCUAUCUCUACAACCUCGGCUGUUCGAUACAGAAGCACGCCGGCAAGGUCCUAUUCGUGGCGAUACUGGUACUCAGCACGUUCUGCGUCGGGCUGAAAUCGGCCACGGUCCACUCGAAAGUGCAUCAGCUCUGGAUACAGGAAGGUGGUUCGCUCGAGCAUGAGCUAGCCUACACGCAGAAAUCGCUCGGCGAGAUGGACUCCUCCACGCACCAGCUGCUAAUCCAAACGCCCAAAGAUAUGGACGCCUCGAUACUGCACCCGAACGCGCUACUGACGCACCUGGACGUGGUGAAGAAAGCGAUCUCGGUGACGGUGCACAUGUACGACAUCACGUGGAGCCUCAAGGACAUGUGCUACUCGCCCAGCAUACCGAGCUUCGAUACGCACUUUAUCGAGCAGAUCUUCGAGAACAUCAUACCGUGCGCGAUCAUCACGCCGCUGGACUGUUUCUGGGAGGGCAGCAAGCUGCUGGGGCCAAAGUAUCCCGUCCAUAUACCUGGCCAAACGAACAAAGUGCAGUGGACCUCGCUCAACCCCCAGACGCUGCUGAAGGACAUCAAGGCGCAGAACUACCAGUUUCCGUUCGAAACGCUCGAGCAGUACAUGAAGCGGGCCGGUAUCAGCACCGGCUACACGGAGAAACCCUGCCUCAACCCGAAAGACAAGCAGUGCCCCGAUACGGCACCGAACAAAAAGUCGGGACAGGUACCGGACAUUGGCGCGAGCCUUACCGGCGGUUGCUAUGGCUUUGCCGCCAAGUAUAUGCACUGGCCGGAAGAGCUCGUCGUUGGUGGUGCGGUACGCAACCGCACGCACCAUCUCCGGUCGGCGAAAGCGCUGCAGACGGUCAUUCAGCUGAUGGGUGAACGGGAACUGUACGACUACUGGAACAAUCACUACAAGGUGCACCACAUUGGGUGGAACCCGGACAAGGCGGCCGAGGUGCUGAACGCUUGGCAGAAGAAGUUUUCCGCCGAGGUGAACAAAAUCAUGCAGACGGAGGUGAAACCGCUGUCGUACUAUGGGGUGUACGCGUUUUCGUCGGCAACGUUGGAUGAUAUACUUGGGAAACACUCUAACCCGAACCCGAUCAGCCUUGGGAUUGGUAUUGCGAUUAUUUUGCUGUACACGGCUUGUACGUUGCUGCGCUGGAAGGAUGGCAUCAAUGGGCAGAGUGGAGUCGGUGUGGCUGGUGUGUUGUUAAUCACUGUAACGACAGCCGCCGGGCUGGGCUUCUGUGCGCUGCUGGGGAUCGCUUUCAAUGCCGCCACGACGCAGGUCAUUCCGUUUCUCGCGCUCGGGCUCGGCGUUGAUCAUAUCUUCGUGCUGACGCAUGCGUACGCGGAGCGCGAUACGAGCGAACAGACGGGCCAGGUGCUGAAGAAGGCAGGGCUGAGCGUACUGUUUGCCGGGGCGUCGACGGCAGGGUCGUUCUUUGCGGCCACCCUCAUCCCGGUGCCUGCGCUGCGUGUCUUCUGCUUCCAGGGCGCGAUCCUGACGAUGUUCAACCUGGCCGCCGUGCUGCUCGUGUUCCCGGCAAUGAUUUCGCUCGAUCUGCGCCGCCGACGGUCCGGGCGGGCGGAUGUGCUUUGCUGCUGCUUGCCAGCGCUCCCGAGCACCACGCACGACCUCAACACGCAGCGCAGCUACCAUUACCAUCAGCAACCGCAACAGCAGCAGCAGCAGCAACAGCCGCAAAACAACAUCGAAGCGCAACGCCACGAGGAAGAGACACUGAUCGAGUGUCAGUCGAAAUCGUGCCUCAGCUUCUCGCUGUCCCGAUUUGCGAUCAAACACUACGCUCCGUUCAUUACGCGCAGCUCGGUGAAGGUGUUCGGGAUGCUGCUACUAUCCGGCAUCCUUGGUGUCUCCCUAUUCGCCUCCAUGAAGCUCCCGGACGGGCUCGAGCUCACAGACCUCGUGCCGCAAAACACGAACGAGCACCGGUUCCUGAGCGUGCAGGGCAAGCUGUUCGGCUUCUACAGCAUGUUUGCCGUCACGCAGGGCGAUUUUGAGUAUCCGAACAAUCAGAAGCUGCUGCACGAGUACCACGAAGCGUUCGUGCGCGUUUCGCACGUGAUCAAGAACGAUAACGGGGGGCUGCCGGACUUUUGGUUGAGCUUGUUCCGCGAUUGGUUGGUGAAUUUGCAGCGUGCGUUUGAUCGGGACUAUCGGGAGGGACGGAUCACGCAGGAACGGUGGUACUCGAACGCGAGCAAUGAUGCGAUCCUGGCGUACAAGCUGCUGGUCCAGACGGGGCACGUGGACAACCCGAUCGACAAGAGUUUGGUGACGCAGGUGCGGCUGGUCGACUCGGAGGGUGUGAUCAAUCCGGAAGCGUUCUACAACUACCUGUCCGCGUGGGCUUGGAACGAUGUGCUCGCUUACGGUGCUUCGCAGGGUAACUUACGACCGGAGCCACGGGAAUGGUUUCACACACCGUCCGACUUUGAGCUGAAAAUCCCGAAAAGCGCACCGCUCACCUACACCCAGCUGCCGUUCUAUCUGCACGGGCUGAGCGAUACGGCCGACAUCAAGACGAUGAUCAGCCAGAUACGCGAACUGUGCUCCCGGUUUGAGUCGCGCGGACUGCCCAACUAUCCCUCAGGCAUUCCAUUCAUUUUCUGGGAACAGUACAUGAACCUACGGCCGGGACUGCUGAAAGCGAUCGGCUGCGCCCUGUUGGCGGUGUUUGUGUUCGUCUCGCUGCUGCUCCUGUCCGGCUGGGCCGCGCUGCUGAUCGUGCUGAACGUGCUGAUGAUGCAGAUCCAGCUGCUCGGCGUGAUGAUCCUGCUCGGCAUCAAGCUGUCGGCCAUACCGGCGGUCAUACUGAUCGCCAGCAUUGGGCUGGGCGUCGGCAUCACCGUACAUGUGGCGCUGGGCUUUAUCACCUCGAUCGGCAAUCGGGACCGGCGGGUAAAGCUCGCCCUCGAGCACUGCUUCGCCCCGAUCGUGCACGGCGUCAUCACGUCCGCACUGGCCAUCUUUAUGCUGUCCACCUCCUCGUUCGAGUUCGUCGUGCGCCACUUCUUCUGGCUGCUGCUGUCCGCCGUCCUGAUCGGUGCCGUCAACGGGCUGUUCUUCUUCCCCAUCCUGCUCAGCCUGGUGGGCCCGGGCGCGGAAAUCAUCCCGCUGCAGUACGCGAACCGCAUUUCCACACCGUCGCCACCGCCGAAGCGCAUCAACAAGCUGUCGAGCGGUAAGCCGAUCGUGCUGAACAACAAACGAUCGUCCUGCUCGCGCAGCUGCACCAAGCCGCAUCACCACCACAAGCACAACAAUGUGAACCUGAGCAACGAGCCGUCGCUGACGACGAUUACCGAGGAGCCACAGUCGUGGAAGAGUUCCGCCUCGUCCAUACCGUCGAUACACGAGAAAACGACCGGCGGAUCAUCGAUGGGCCAUCAUAGAUCACUGUCCGGGAUGGUGGGCGGUGGUGGUGGCGGUGGUGUUACCGUUGGUCCACCUCCUCCCUCGGGCACUUCGCUUGGUGGGCCCGGUGGUGGUGUGGGCAUGAUGGGCGAUGGUAAUCUGAACGGUGUCGGGGGUGUUUACAGCCAUCCCCAUGCGCACCACUACCACCAUCACCAUCAUCAGCAGGCGCCGGAGCUGCAGAGCAUUGUGCUGCAGCCGGAGGUGACGGUCGAGACGCACCACCACGGGGGGGACCACCAAAACACGAAGGUGACGGCGACGGCCAACAUCAAGGUGGAGCUGGUGACGCCGGGCCGGGCAGCAAGGAUGAUGCACACGACGGCGAGCAGCAGUAGCGGCAGCACGGGCAGCAGUAGCUCCACGAGCAGUAGCACGGGCAGUGCCAGCAGCUAACCACUCGCUCUCGCUCUUUUAUAGACUGUGAAGCGAAGGAGGAGGAGGAGUAAGACGACGAUGAAGCGGGUCCUGCAGGUUAUUAACACCAACGAAUACUAAUCCUUAGGUUUUGUAAGUUUUGGAGCGUGUAGAAAAUAGUAAUAAUGUUAAUGCUUAAAAUAGUUAUGACAGCACGAAGUAAGAAAACUAGACCAAUCUCUACCAAUCGAACGAACCAAUUCAAACAUUAAAUUAACGAAACAAAACAAAAACGAACCACUAAUCAACUUUAGUGCGUUUCUGUUGUACGUGUAGGCAUCAUAUACUGUAACACCGAUAAGGAAAUUACUGUUUUGUUUUUGUAGUGCGCUUUUCAUCUAUUAUUAUCGCCAUCCCAUCGCCUUGUCUUUCCCACAAUCAUCAUGCCAAACCGCCCUUCCCAAUGUGAAUGUGUAAAUAACGCGUUAAGAGGUGUGCUCUUUUUGUUGUUUUAAAAGUUUUAAAACAAGCAAAAAAUUCAUUAUUUAUUGUGUCCUUUUCCCCAAUCCUGCUUUCCCAGCCGAUCCCGAUUCCCGAUUUUUAUCUUUUCCGACCGAUAUUAUUGUAACUUCUGAGAGCUAGAAAGUAUUAUUUUGCAUAAUGAAGGGGAUGGGUGCACUUAUGAAACAUUGCUGUUUUGUUGAAGAUAAUGUUUCUUACUGGGUGUACUCUUUUUUUAAAGAAGGUAUUUUUGUAUGUUAAGAAAAGCAUAUAUAAGAAAAGACGGGAAAGAGAAAGAGAAAGAGAAAGAGAAAGAGAAAGAGAAAGAGAAAGAGAAAGAGAAAGAGAAAGAGAAAGAGAAAGAGAAAGAGAAAGAGAAAGAGAAAGAGAAAGAGAAAGAGAAAGAGAAAGAGAAAGAGAAAGAGAAAGAGAAAGAGAAAGAGAAAGAGAAAGAGAAAGAGAAAGAGAAAGAGAAAGAGAAAGAGAAAGAGAAAGAGAAAGAGAAAGAGAAAGAGAAAGAGAAAGAGGAAUAUAUAUAUAUAAUGAAGGAAAAAAACACACUUAAGAGAUUGUAGAUCAAACCUGUUUAAUAGCUGUUUAAGAUCCUAUUAUGCAGUUUUGGGGGAAAUGGGUCAUUUGCUCCCCGACCCAGCUCUGCUUAAUGGAGCUGAAUCAUAGUAGGUUAUGAAAACGUUCUUUUCUUUCCCUCGCGCAUCUGCUCAUGGCUCACUCUGAUGUACAUUUUGUUCUAUUUCACUCAUCUCCAUACACAUUUUUUUCUCUUUUUCUUUUUAUCUCUCUCUCUCUCUCUCUUUAUUUCUCUCUCGUUCUGUUCCGUGUUCACUAUCGCUCACUUACAGGCUCAUUUACUCACUCACUAUCGUAAGGAUGCUGUGUAAAUAGUAUUCUUUGAGCAUUUUUUUUUUUGUUUAGAAGAUAGCGAAACAGAACACAAACACACACAAAAAAGGGGCUAUUAAAAGUGUAAUAAUUGUAAAUUGUGCGAAACGCAGGGCAGAGAAAAGCAACGGAUGGAGAAGAAAAGCGCCAAGUCAGCAUGAAACCAAUCAGUACUUAAAUGUUUAAAGUAAUUCAGCUAAAAGAUGUGUUGCGAGGAAGGGGAGCGAGAGAGUAGAAGCUAGAAGCGGUAAUGCGAUUCCUGAACUGACAAACAAAAAAUCAUUUGUAGAUCAUUCUAUUAAGUGAAGUUUGUGCGCGGGAGGAAAACGAUCGAACGAAAACACAGAACAAAGUUUCAUACACAACAACAAAAAGCGUCCUUUUCACACUCACACACACAUACCACCCUUACAUUCAUGUAUACCGCAAAAGUAUCAAAGACACAAGCCAAACUGUUAAAAGAAAGAGAGAACAAAUCGACGAACGCGUGGAGAGAACGAUGGAAAAGUAGAAAAUGUCGAGCAAAAUAUACUCCCAGCGAUGGUUUUUAAUGUGGAAAUGGAAGUGUAGAAGAAGAAGAAGAAGAAGAAGAAAAAUAAGUAAAAACAGUAACAAAAUGAAAGAAAGAAACAAAAAAAAACACACGCACUGUAAGUAAACACUAACAAGAGAAAACAAAACCCACCUAAUUAGAGAGGGAAAAGGGAAUUUUGAGAUAAGCGAAAUGUAAAUUAGAGAGAAAUUAGAGAGAGA